AUGAUGCAUAAUAGAUACAAGAAACUAGUCCCAAUUUGCCUAAAUCUUCAUAGCAGUAACUUGAUUCAUUCAUCAUCAACUACCAAUACUAUCAUCAACACCUUCCUCUCAAUCCGAACACUCGAAAAACCGUUACUAACGAAAUACCAUGGACAUAUAGUAACAACAGGCAAUCAUUCAACCAAUGUUUUCAUAGCAUCAAAACUUAUAUCGCUUUACGCGUAUCUAGACAGUCCCGACUCGUCUAAACUAGUUUUCGAUACGUUUAAUGGUUAUAAAGAUGUUUUUCUUUGGAACUCGAUUAUUAAAGCUUAUUUUUCAAACGGAAUGUAUUCACAUUGUCUUGAUAUUUAUAGUUCUAUGAGGGUUUUGGGUAACUUUUUGCCUAACGAAUUUACGGUUCCAAUGGUUGUUUCCGCUUGUGGGGAGAUUGGGGAUUUUGUUUACGGGUCGGGUUUGCAUUGUUUGGUUUUGAAAUGUGGGUUUGUAUUUGAAGCGGCUGGUGGUUCGUUUGUUUAUAUGUAUUCGAAAUGUGGGUGUGUGGAGAAUGCACGUAAGGUGUUUGAUGAAAUGCGUGUGAGAGACGUGGUUGCUUGGACUGCGCUUGUUAUUGGGUAUGUGCAGAAUGGUGAGUGUGAGAAUGGUUUGAAGUGUGUUUGUGAUAUGUAUAGGUUGUGUGAUCGUGGAGAGGACGAGCGGCCGAAUUUUAGAACGUUGGAAGGUGGGUUUCAGGCAUGUGGUGAUUUGGGGAAUGUGUAUGCAGGUAGGUGCUUACAUGGGGCGGCGGUGAAAUCUGGGCUUGAGCGGUCGUUAGUUGUUAAAUCUUCGAUUUUGUCAAUGUACUCUAAAUGUGGAACGGUUGAAGAAGCUUACCUGGCAUUUCGGGAAGUUCCAGUGAAGGAUGAUAUAAAAUUGUGGACAAUGAUUAUUGGCGUGUAUGGAAAAUGGGGACGUGUUAGACAAUGUAUACACAGAUUUAUGGAAAUGCUUGUUACAGGGAUAAAUCCGGACCCUUUGCUGAUUAGUUGCGUGUUAUCUGGUUUAGCUAACUCGACUUCCAUUUCUGCUGGAAAGAUAUUUCACGGGUUUCUGGUUCGAAGAAAUUAUGAUGGAGAUCAAAUGGUUCAGAUUGCAUUGGUGUCAUUGUACUUCAAGUUUGGACUUAUAAGCUAUGCGGAAAAUGUAUUCAAUAGUAGUGUGUGUGUGCGUGACAAAGAGCUUCGGAACGCGAUGGUUCAUGGCUACUUCAGAUCAGGAUCUAGAGUGAAAUGCAUACAACGGUUUACGGAAAUGUUGCAUUUAGGAAUUAAUCCCGAUUCUCACAGUUUGGUAUCAGUUGUUUCUUCAUGUUCACAAACGGGCGAGUUGCGUAUGGGGAGGUGUCUUCAUGGUUAUGCUGUAAAAAACUUAAUGGAAGAUCACGUUUCAUGGUCCAAUUCACUUAUAGACAUGUAUGCUAACAAUGGAGAAAUUACAAUAGCAAGGAAGCUUUUUUGUAGGGCAAAUAAGGAUAUUGUAACUUGGAACACAAUGAUUUCUGCUUAUACGCACUGUGGACAAUAUUCCGAGGCCUUUUCAUUGUUUUAUAAGAUGAUUUCAGAAGACGUUAAGCCUACCGUAGCUACACUAAUCAUAAUGCUUUCUGUCUGUGCCCAUAAGGCAUCAUUCGAGAAAGGAGAAGAGAUUAAAGAGAAGUAUAUAGAUGAAGAAAUGCUUUCGUCAAGUGUAACCCUUGCUACCGCAUUGAUUGAUAUGUAUGCCAAAUGUGGGAAACUUGAAAAAGCAGAAGAAAUAUUCAACAAAAUGACAAAUAAGGAUGUUAUCUCUUGGAAUGUGAUGAUUUCUGGUUAUAGUAUGCACGGAAACGCCAUGUCAGCAAUAGACACUUUCAGGCAGAUGGAGCUAUCAAAUGUUAAACCAAAUGAGCUUACUUUUCUUGCUGUACUUUCAGCAUGUAAUCAUGCAGGGCUUGUGAAUGAAGGGAAAGCGUUAUUUGGGAAAAUGGAAGAUUAUUCUGUAAUACCCACGCUCAAACACUAUACGUGUAUGGUGGAUCUUUUUGGCAGGUCAGGUUAUCUGGUUGAGGCUGAAAAUUUGGUUAAGUCAAUGCCGAUAGUUCCCGAUGGAGGUUUAUGGGGUGCUUUGUUAAGUUCGUGUAAAACCCACAAUAAUCCUGAAAUGGGCAUCAGGAUUGCAAAGCGUGCUAUCGAAUGUGACCCGCAGAAUGAUGGAUAUUAUGUAAUUAUUUCAAACUUGUAUGAUUCAAUAGGGAUGUGGGAGGAGGCUGAAAGGAUGAGAAAGUUUAUGAAGGAACGGGGCGUGGAAAAGGCUGUUGGCUGGAGUGCAGUGUGACGAAAAUCUGUCUGUACUCCUCUUUAUAGUUAAUAUUGCUCAUGAGUUUACUUAGUAACGACCAAGAAGUUGAAGAUACUAUCAAAGAACUAUCAUUAAGACAACUAUACACGUGCCCGCCCAACACACGAGGUGAACAGCUUUUUGAACUUUCAGCAAGGACAUGCGACCGAAAGGUGAUCACAUCCGACUUCGCCGACCACGGGAUGGUGUUUCUUAUAUGUUGGUGUAUGUACAUAAAGAUAGAAAUUUGUUGAUAUCAAUUGUCCUGUAGUAUAUUGUUUUA
Molecule: messenger RNA, 2638 nt
Organism: Erigeron canadensis
Lineage: Eukaryota; Viridiplantae; Streptophyta; Magnoliopsida; Asterales; Asteraceae
Product: pentatricopeptide repeat-containing protein At4g39952, mitochondrial
Exons: 2
Coding region: 1-2352 (783 amino acids)
Biological process (GO): RNA modification
Molecular function (GO): protein binding; RNA binding
Source: RefSeq, a predicted model, not a curated record